Seminavis robusta is the source of this 1672-nucleotide messenger RNA. NCBI's taxonomy places the organism in Eukaryota, Bacillariophyta, Bacillariophyceae, Naviculales, Naviculaceae. The record is from the annotation of a GenBank genome assembly.
CUCACACCACACCUCCCUUCUUUUACUUUUUCAGUCUUUGUUUCGUUUACAUAUAUAUAACGGUACUACCUAGACUACUAGCUAGCUAGCUAGAGCCAACAUCAAUAAUGUACUAUCCUCAGGACGACAUGGACACUCCUCCACAACCGCGGUUCUUGGAUGACAGUGGCGCGUCCGGAGGAGACGCAACGACACCCGCCAAUGACAGCACACCCGGUGGUGGUACGGCAGAGUCGGAAGACGACGAAGAGGAGGAAGAAGAAGUGGCGGAUGACGGAACGGCCACGGGUGGAGCGGGUGGUGGUGAUCAGGACAUGGCAACGCCGGGACAUCCGCCACCGCAAUUGCUGGUGAUUCCGGCCGUCAAUAAUUUGGAUGCACUGUACGGAUUGCGCGAAAUUGGCCGAGAAGCCCUCUGUUGGCAAUUGUCCAGUGCCAAGCCGGGCAAUGGCGUGGAACAAAUUCGGGAUCACUCCACGGAAACCUACUGGCAGAGUGAUGGGACCAGUCAACCACAUUGGAUUCAAGUCCAUUUUGCGCGGCGUGUCGCCAUUAGUCAUGUCUGUUUGUAUCUCGAUUACAAUUUGGACGAGUCGUAUACACCACGACGGUUGAGUGUGCAGGUGGGAAUGUCCAAUCACGAUCUCAUGCCGGCCAUUUUGCCUGCCAAUACACUGGUGGAAUUUCAGGAACCGGUGGGGUGGUGUAUUGUGCCAUUGCAGCGAGCACCGGACCCAUUGGAAGAGGAUGGAUCCGAAGACGACACGGAGGAAGACGAUGACGAGGAUAUGGACGAUGAGGAAGAUCCCAGUCGCAAAAAUCACCCCAAACGAGUCGUCAAGGCACAUUUGAUUCAAAUUUCCAUUCUGUCGCAGCAUCAGAAUGGACGAGACACGCAUGUCCGGCAGGUGCAAUUGUAUGGACCCAAAACCAACAGCGCCGCGGCUCUUCGUAGGGUCCAAGCGCAAGGAAUUGCCGAAACCGAUAAGAAUAAUCCGGGAAUGAGCAGUCGACUCUUUCUACAACGAGGACGACACUGGGACCAUGAAUAUACCACCGUGGCCAUGUCGCAGUACUCGACAAUCCGCUAAUUUGGUCUAUUCUCGUGUUGUGAUGGGACGACGGAGGGCAAUGAGGCAACAAAUCAAGCUGGACGUUGAUUCAUUGGAUUUGGUAGUCUACUUCUUUAGUUUUGGUGAAUGCCCAGAAAAGUCGUCCUCGGAAGUAAGAUCAAAGAAUACAGCUGAUCUUUGGGUGUUGGGCGUUUCAGCUCAUAUAAUCAGAACCCUUCAGAAGCAAUUCUGAGUUAGUAGGUUCUAGCAAUUCCCAUCUCUCUGUACUGGGGCGUCAGCCGUGUAUUUCGUAUCAAGGGAACGCAGAGUUCCCCGUUGGGCCAUCGCCUUCUUUCUGUUACAUGCACUUUUUCUACGUGCUGUGCGUUUCGCAUACCAACGUCGUUCGCAGACGUGGAAUCUAUCUUCUUAGCUUUCUGCCUACCAUACAUGUUGUCUUGAUCCACCUCUCUUCAUGGUUGUAUCCAAACUGCUCUUCCAUCAGUGUAAUCGCCUUGAUAAUAGCACCAUUAUGAGUAGCCCCAGUCCAUUAGCGGGUAUCGUACAACGCCCAUAAGCUUAUUGAUCUCACUAUAUCCUACUAAAAGUAUGGGUGGGGG